Molecule: messenger RNA, 2238 nt
Organism: Humulus lupulus (European hop)
Lineage: Eukaryota; Viridiplantae; Streptophyta; Magnoliopsida; Rosales; Cannabaceae
Product: rust resistance kinase Lr10-like
Exons: 4
Coding region: 163-2046 (627 amino acids)
Biological process (GO): protein phosphorylation
Molecular function (GO): ATP binding; protein kinase activity; polysaccharide binding
Source: RefSeq, a predicted model, not a curated record
CUAUAGUGUAGUUGAUUGGAACUUGCCUGAACGGUUAAUGGUAAAGAAAUUGGCAUUAUUGAUGAAAUGAUAUUGCUGGUGUAGAAAAGCCUUCUCUGCUUCUCUGACCAGUCUGUGUUGUGUACCAAAGGGAAAGAGAAGAUCUUCUCUACAAGAUUUUCCAUGGGUAACCUUCUUUAUCUUAUGAUCAUCUCCUUCUUAUUGUUCCUUACAACUACCCAUGCAAAAUCAAAUCAUCGUUGUCCACCUUCUUCUUGUGAUAAUAUCAUCAACAUAACUACUCCUUUCCGACUUAACACCGAUCCAAAACACUGUGGCAACUCUCGUUAUAAGCUUUACUGCGAGAACAAUCUUACUGUGUUACACAUAAAUCAUGUCAAAUACUUUGUGCGGUCAAUCAAUUAUGCCAACUACACAAUUCGAGUUGUGGACUCCAAUGUUGACAGGAACAAUUGCUCCACCUUUCCAUCUCCAACAUAUUCCCGUCGCUACAAGUACUUUACAAAGAUUAUAGCAAUCUUGAAAUGUGAGAAUCCAAUAGUGAAUUCCUCUGAUUAUAUAGACACCGCUCCUUGCAACAUUGGUGAAUAUUCAGAAACCAAAACUACUACUGCUGCUGAUCUUUAUUAUUAUUAUGUGGUCGAUGGUGGCUUUAAGGUUUCUGAUUUGGCGAUUGGGUGCCGCACGGAGCUAAGGACCUUCGUAUCGAAUCAGACAGUGGUGAAUGGGAGGACUACUUCUUAUGUGGACUUUCACAACCACCUUGCUUAUGGUUUUGAGCUUUCAUGGUUGAACUCACUUCUCGCACACGAUAAGGAUCGCUGCAUCAUCGAGGAUUCGAACGAUUUGCGAUGUGCUUCGUGGGCUCCAUCAUUAAUGAUUUUCUUGGGCAUUAUAGGCUCUUCAAUAUAUGUGCUUGCAGCACAUGCAGGACUAAAAUUUAUAUUGGGGACUCCAUUUGUAGUUGCAUUUUUAAUCUAUGAAUGGCGAAGGCGUCAUUUAUCAAUGUAUAAUUCUAUUGAGGAGUUUCUUCGUACACAAAAUAACCUCAUUCCUAUAAGAUACUCAUUCAGAGAGAUAAAAAAGAUGACCCAAAAUUUCAAGAACAAAUUAGGUGAAGGAGGUUAUGGUUCUGUAUUCAAAGGAAAGCUUCGUAGUGGUCGUAUUGUUGCAGUUAAGAUAUUGAGUAAAUCCAAAGGAAAUGGGCAAGACUUCAUCAAUGAAAUUGCUACAAUUGGAAGAAUUCAUCAUGUUAAUGUCGUUCAUUUGAUAGGCUUUUGUGUCCACUCCUCAAAGCAUGCUCUUGUGUAUGAUUUCAUGGCUAAUGGAUCUUUGGAAAAAUAUAUAUUUUCUCAAGAAGGAGGAGUUAUCUCCUUAAGUUGCAAGCAAAUUUUUGAAAUUUCACUUGGUGUGGCACAUGGAAUUGAUUACAUACACCAAGGAUGUUACAUGCAAAUUUUACACUUUGAUAUUAAACCCCACAACAUUCUGUUGGAUGAAAAUUUUAUUCCAAAAGUUUCUGAUUUUGGGUUAGCAAGAUUGUGCCCAUUAGAAAAAAAUAAUAUGUCUUUAACUGCAGCAAGAGGAACCUUAGGAUACAUAGCACCAGAGCUAUUUUACAAAAAUAUUGGAGGAGUUUCUAAUAAAGCUGAUGUGUAUAGUUUUGGAAUGUUACUGAUGGAAAUGGCAGGUAAAAGAAAAAAUAUAGACGCAGUUGCAGAAAAUACGAGCCAGAUUUACUUUCCUUCAUGGGCAUAUGAUCAAUUAAGUCAAGGAAAAAAUGUAGACGUAGCAACAACAGAUACAGAUGGGGAAAAUUCAAAAAUUAUAAAGAAGAUGGUUAUAGUAGCAUUAUGGUGUAUACAACCAAAGCCAAGUGAUCGCCCUCCAAUGAACAAAGUCAUAGAAUUGCUUGAAGGAGAAGUUGAAUGUCUACAAAUGCCUCCUAAACCUUCCCUAUGUGAACUAGAGAAGUCGAUUGAGCAUGUUCAAGAAUCAUUGUAUUCAGUUCAGUCAACAAUACCAUCAUUAACACUCCCAAGAUAAGUUCAAAUCUACAUCCAAAUGAUUGGCAUUUGCAGCCGUUGCACUUCUUUUUUUUUUUAAUUUUUUAUAGAUAUUGUUGGUUUUUAUCUUUGCUAUGUCAAAAUAUUGUUGCAAGCUUGGAAGAAGAAAAAAACACUUUUUAAUAGGUAAUUUGUGUGACAAUAAAUAAUAGAUCGAUUAGUUAAAUUAAUA